GAAAUGGCAAAUUUUACAUUAAUAACACUCAUAUAUGUGUAUUCGUUUAAACAUCAUCUGACUACCAGCAGAUUGAAAACAUAUAUACAUUUUUCUUAAUGCUACCAACAUUAUUUUCACUUAUAAAACAUGAUUUACUAGAACAAAGCAUAAUGUGAUCUUAUAAUUUGUUAAAUCAGUGCCUCAUAUGAUCUACUUAUCCUCUAUCAGCUAAUCAAAGGUACAUCUCAUGGUAGGGUAAAUAAUUCACCCGCUUAGGUUGACCUUGAACUAUGUGAAAUUGCCACUUCGAAUUAAUUAGAUAAAAAACCAACUGACCAAUCAUAGCAUAUAAACAAAUGCAACCAAUCAACUAGCAGUGAUUGGCCUAACUGAAAGAUUAAUACGAAAAUAUUGUUUCCUUGAUUAAAAUACAAAAUUAUGAGUGGAAAACUUGAUGGUUGUGUUUGCCUAGUAACUGGAGCUACACGAGGCAUUGGUAAAGGGAUUGCAAUUGAAUUGGGUCAAGCCGGGGCUAUUGUGUACAUUACUGGACGGACAUUAAAGCCAGAUAGCAGAAAUGUUGGAGGUUCUUUAGAGGAAACAGCGGAAAUCAUAACCAGUGCAGGCGGAAGAUGUAUACCUAUAGUCGUCGAUCAUACUGACGACAAUCAAAUCGCCAAGUUAUUCGAACGAAUUGAACGCGAACAAAAUGGUCGUCUGGAUAUUUUAGUCAAUAACGCUUUCAGUGCUGUUGGCUUCCUCUUAGAGAAUGUGGAUAAGCCUUAUUUUGAGAUUGACAGCAAAUCACCUGGUGAAGCAUGGGAUAUUAUAAACAGUGUUGGCCUAAGGAAUAAUUAUAUUUGUUGUGUUCUCGCCACAAAACUAAUGAUCAAGUAUCAAGAAAAAUUGAAAAAUCAGGGUGUUGGAACUGAUCACACUAGACCUGGAUUAAUUGUUAAUGUCUCUUCAAUUGGUGCUAAAGUGUAUUUCUUCAAUGUACCAUACGGAUCAGGUAAAGCUGCUCUGGACCGUAUGACAACUGAUAUGGCUUAUGAUUUAAAACGUACCAAGACUAAUAUAUGCAUCCUGAGCUUAUGGCCUGGUCCAGUGCGCACAGAAACUGUUGUAUCACAGGCAGCUGCAGGGACUUUAGAACUUGGAGAAAAUAUAGUUUUUAAUUAUGAUACUGCUGAAACACCACAGUUAUCUGGCAGAGUAAUUGUUGCACUGGCAAAUGAAAAACGCGACAAAUUGUUUUCAAGAGCUGGUCAAGUCAUUUUAACUUGUGAUGUGGCAGAUGAAUACGACAUCAAAGAACCGGACGGCAGGAAACCAAUCAAUCUGCGUUCAUUACAAUUUGCUGUUAAACAAAAAUACGCUUUGCUUAGCUAUUUCAUACCUGGAUUCCUACGUAUUCCGCUUAGUUUUGUGACAUAUUUCCUUAGUCGUGCGUAAAUAGUCGUUUAUGUUGCCACAAAAAAAAAGACAAACAACAAAAACAAAUUCAUUCUAAUAACACGUAACACAAUACUCAGGGAAGAAUUUGAUGCAAAACUUAUUUUGCUAUUCUAUUAAUAAGUGCUUCAUUUCAAAUGAAUACUGAUCAGUGCACCAUGGAUCAGCAUUUUUAAAAAGACUUCAAAGAAAUAAUUGUUUUUCCCUUUAAUUUCAGGUGUAAUAAAAUAACGGAAUCAUUUCUUUUU
Messenger RNA from Trichobilharzia szidati, 1685 nucleotides. The record is from the annotation of a GenBank genome assembly. NCBI's taxonomy places the organism in Eukaryota, Metazoa, Platyhelminthes, Trematoda, Strigeidida, Schistosomatidae.